UUAUUUAAUUUUUUCAUUUUUCAAAUCUCUUUAAAAACUUUGUAUUGGAGAUCCCUAAGGGAUCCCACACUGAAUCACUGAAUCAUGUGCCUUCACGGCCAUUUGUCACCUAAUCGCGCGUGGGAAAGAAAGGUAGGACGUUCCGUUUCCCCACCUCUACUUCCCCUCUUUAACCCUCUCCAGACGUCGUCUUCUCGACUGUUCCACCAUCUCUCCCUCCCGCCGCCGCAGAUCAAAGGUUCAACGACAUGAGCUACUACAACCAGCAGCAGCCCCCUGUUGGCGUCCCCCCUCCGCAAGGCUAUCCUCCGGAAGGAUACCCUAAGGACGCCUACCCGCCGCCGGGUUAUCCGCCGCAGGGAUACCCACCUGCCGGCUACCCGCAGCAGGGGUACCCGCCGCAAGGAUACCCUCCGCCCUACGCUCACCCGCCGCCCCAGCAACAGAGCAGCGGCCCUUCCUUCAUGGAGGGAUGUUAACGAUCUCGACCUUUAAUCUUUGUAUUUUAGAUUCCGUUUGUUCUCCUUGAGCAUAUCCGUUAAGGAUCGGUCGAGCUUUAUCUUUGUGCGAUCUUCCCACGGACACCAGAUCCGCCUAUCCGCCGGCCGCUGCGAUCUUGAUCAGAUCCACGCGGUCUCACGGUGGAGGUAGUGGCUGCGAUGGGGGAUGCGCGCUAUGGUCAACCAGGUAGGUGCGGUUGUGGUGGCGUGUCGGUUUUCGUCGCACGUUUCAUUAAAUUUGUCUAUAGAAAUCUUACUCCUCCGUUUGAUUUUUCAAUAGAACUGGUAUUCAAUCUUCGAAUUUGGCUGUAGCUUCGAAGGUAUUUUAGUGAAGAACUACUUCUAUUAAACUAACACAUCUCUAAUCACUUUUUCUAUCGGUUGUGUGAUUGUCGCAGUUUGGCCGCUCUUUGUUGCUGCUGCCUCCUGGAUGCUUGCUUUUGAUUUGGGAAUUUGAAUUUGGAACUCGCAAGUCUAGUCCUGUUAUCUUCUUUUCUUCAACAAACCCUUUGUUACCUUCUAAUUGAAUCAUUUUGGUAACUGUAAACCUCGGAUGUUAGAACCCAAUUUCAAUUGGUUUUCAUAAAAGUACUGCAAUUUGACUGUA
Molecule: messenger RNA, 1107 nt
Organism: Zingiber officinale
Lineage: Eukaryota; Viridiplantae; Streptophyta; Magnoliopsida; Zingiberales; Zingiberaceae
Product: cysteine-rich and transmembrane domain-containing protein WIH2-like
Exons: 2
Coding region: 249-479 (76 amino acids)
Source: RefSeq, a predicted model, not a curated record